This is a messenger RNA of Thrips palmi, 1515 nucleotides long. It is a transcript of the gene carmine, whose product is annotated as AP-3 complex subunit mu-1. The record is from RefSeq and is a predicted model, not a curated record. Bases 156 to 1409 code for a protein of 417 amino acids. Gene Ontology annotation, biological process: intracellular protein transport; endocytosis. Gene Ontology annotation, cellular component: cytoplasmic vesicle; clathrin adaptor complex. NCBI's taxonomy places the organism in Eukaryota, Metazoa, Arthropoda, Insecta, Thysanoptera, Thripidae. The transcript has 10 exons.
GUAGCCUCUCAAAUGGCUGUAGUUCUGCUGGCAGACGGCUGAAGCUGAAGUUUCUGGCUCAACUUUGUCAAUAUGUUUUCUUUAAACUGAAUCAACAUUUUAAAGUUGCCUCACGGCAAUAAUUGUUUAAAGUCACAGCUUUAUCAGACAUCAACAUGAUUCACAGUCUCUUUAUCAUAAACUCUUCAGGGGAUGUUUUUAUGGAGAAGCACUGGAAAAGUGUCAUAUCACGAUCAGUAUGUGACUACUUCUUUGACCAACAGCGUAAAGUCUCCUCUCCAGAAGAUGUUCCCCCAGUGAUAGCUACACCACAUCAUUAUCUCAUUAGCGUUUAUAGGUGCUCAAUGUUCUUUGUUGCUGUUUGCAUGACUGAAGUUCCACCAUUGUUUGUGAUUGAGUUUCUUCAUACUGUUGUGUCUACCUUGGAAGACUACUUCAGUGAGUGCUCAGAAAGUCUCAUUAAAGAAAAUUAUGUGGUUGUGUAUGAGCUUCUGGAUGAGAUGCUUGACAAUGGUUUCCCAUUGGCAACAGAGUCAAAUAUAUUGAAGGAGCUCAUUAAGCCUCCUAAUAUUCUACGUACUCUUGCAAAUUCUGUGACAGGGAAGUCCAACGUUAGUUCCACAUUACCAAGCGGGCAGCUCUCUAACAUACCUUGGAGAAGAACUGGUGUGAAAUACACCAACAAUGAAGCUUACUUUGACAUUGUAGAAGAAGUUGAUGCAAUUAUUGACAAAUCUGGUUCUACAGUAUUUGCUGAAAUUCAAGGAUAUAUUGAUUGUUGUAUCAAACUCAGUGGAAUGCCUGAUCUCACUCUUUCUUUCAUGAAUUCCGGCCUCUUUGAUGAUGUCAGCUUCCAUCCAUGUGUUAGAUUCAAGAGAUGGGAGUCGGAGCGUCUCCUCUCUUUUAUUCCUCCUGAUGGCAAUUUCCGUUUAAUGUCGUAUCACAUUGGAUCUCAGAGUGUGGUUGCCAUUCCUGUCUAUGUGCGCCAUAGCAUCAACUUUAGAGAAGCUGGAGGUGGACGACUUGACAUAACUGUUGGUCCAAAGCAAACUGUUGGCCGCACAGUGGAGAAUGUGGUUUUGGAAAUACCUAUGCCAAAAGCAGUUUUGAAUUGUAGUUUAACGCCAUCUCAGGGGAAGUAUUCCUUUGAUCCAGUCAGCAGGACACUUGUGUGGGAUGUCGGUCGCAUUGAUACCACAAAACUGCCAAAUAUUCGUGGAACAAUCAACUUGCAGUCUGGUGCUCCUCCGGUUGAAUCUAACCCAGCUAUAAAUGUUCACUUCACUAUUAAUCAGAUGGCUGUGUCUGGUUUACGGGUCAAUCGGCUUGACAUGUAUGGAGAAAAAUAUAAGCCGUUUAAGGGUGUCAAAUAUAUAACCAAGGCAGGGCGUUUCCAAAUCCGCAUGUAAGCCUAUCAUCUUGUUGAUCUUAAUCAAGGUGGAUGGGAUGCAGAUCUCAACUGAUCUUGAUUGCUAUUAUCUUUAAAAAAUAAAUUUUAUAUCUCUAUUACAAUUA